AUAUUUAAAUUAAUAUCUCUAAUAAGAGAGAGAAUAAGUUUCUUUCAAAAUUAUCUUUUAUAAUAAUUCAUGUAUCUUUUUUGCGGAGCCAAUAUGAUUGCUCAUGGGAAGAGCCAGGAAAUGAACGUGUGUUCGCCGAGUGUAUCACGAUUUCUAGUCCACGCAGACGGAAGAUCCUUUUCAACAACAAUAAUUACGGCUAAUCAGCGGGUGGCUGUCACCUAACGGCUUGUAUCGGCCGAUCGACGAACCGCGACUCCGCACGGCUCCUCCUGCUUAUUUUAUCAGCGCGAUUCCUUUCAUUCAUGUGGAAUAAAGAAAUGUCACGUCAGAUAAAUCAAUUCAAUUAAAGCCAGAUUUCAGAUACCGUGAACGCGUGAAAAAGUGACCCCGAUAUAAAUUCAGGACAGGCCAAACACAAACCAGUCCAAACACGAUAAUUGUCAUAACAUUUUCCUUCGUAUAUUUACAGCGCGUUCGAAAAUUCAGGAAAAACACUACACCAAUUUCGGUGCCUUCAUCAAUUCACAUCUAUGGCAGCUAAGAGGAGGAUUGUCGCGGCUUCCUUUUACCACGGCGCAGCGAAGUGCUCUGAAAUCUCUAUCUCAGCCCGAUACGGCCCAUGAAGAUUCGCGGGGCGAAUCGGGUUUACCGACAUACAUACGAAAUUCCGAAAGUAAAUUUAUUCUGUCUGCUCGCAUUAGAACGAGAGAAGCCUCAAGCAUUAAACUUCCUCCUCUUCGAUCUUCAUUAAUUACUCUCGCUGCGUUCUUGUACUACUGCAACAUGAUCGAAUAUCUAGAACGAUCUGCAAGUUUCGCUGCAAUAUGUUAAUAAACCUGAAUUGAUUGGCGUCUAUUAAGCCUCUUAGAAUUCCUAGUUUAAUUUUAAUAAGAUACUGAUAAAUUUAGAAAAGAAUUCUUUCUUUUUACUCGACAGUAAUAUCAGAUUUAUUUCAAUAAUUAAAGCAUGUAUUGUGUUAGUAAUCAAUAUUGUUUUAAUAAUAAAUUUCCGAGAAUUAAAUUUUAUAAAUUUUAGGAAAUCAUUGGAAAUUUUACAAUUACCAUUGGGGAAUGGUGAUUAGCUCCACGCCUGCGACAGAGAAUAUUAUAAUGGAAGUACGUGUCAGAAUAAUAAACCAUUCUACGUCAGCGAUCAACCACGGAUCUCACGUGAGCAAUGUCAGUCUUGUCAAAAAUUUGCUAAUUAUUAUGUAUUCAAGCAUUGGGCGGUGAUCGUCGAAUGUGGAUCGUUACGGAUCAUACGAUUCAGGUCCCUGGGGGUUUCGGGUACGUCCGUUAUAUUACCUACGUAUGUACCAAGCCGAAUAAAAUACUGGUUUGGCGACGUCACAAUGUAUAUUCGCAGGUUUUACUUCGGACGAAAGAACCGGAGGUUCCAUUCAAGGAAUUCGACUGUGUACAAUGUUAAAUAAAAAAUAACAGUUAUUGAUAACAGUGUACUUUAUAAAAUCAACAAUCUGCCGCGGAUGGAGUUAAAAGAAAUUCUCUUCUAAAAUUCUGUACAAAAUAAAAGUUUAUAUUUUCGAAAUCAGAAAAAUUAACUGAAAAAUGUUUGGAAAUCCUUUUCAUUGCAUAACAAAAAAGUCUUCCGGCUCAGAGAUUGAACACUUUUAAGGAACUGCAUCUAAAGAUGAAAAAUUCAUAAUUUGGAGAAUAAAAUUACCACGAUUAAAUCUUUUAGCUGCUUUACGAGAGAGAUUAUGUAAUGGACUUUUAUGAUUAAAAAUGGUUACGAUUAAUGGUUCGCGGAAAUAGUCACCUACGGCAGUACGAUGUUUUCGCAAGGAUGCACCGAAUAUAUGUGGGGGAAAUGUAUACUGGUGAAGGAAGUUCAUUCACGGUAGUAUCUUCGCAAACGUGCUCGACGAUCCACCUCGAUCGUGCACGCAAGUUUUCUGUCUCUUUGAUUCAAUUCGAUUACGUAUCUACCGCGAAACAGUUGCGAUUUCGAGCUGUGUGUAUGACAUCGAUCAAUUUAUCUUUUGAUUAUUAUCGCGAAUUCUUGGACACACGUAUGCCACAUUAUGCGUACUUUUUAUCAGUGUAAAUUAGUGAUAAAUGGAUUCUCCCUCAACAAUACAUCGUGACUUCCCCUUUUCGGAAGAAUUUCAUCUUCCAGUAUCUGUCUUUGAAAAUGACCAAUUUAAUUGAAAAUAAUAUUAACUUCAAAAUAAAAUAAUUUAACUUUUGUUACUUAUUCUAAUAUCAAACUUAACAACACACAUAACUCGAACAUAAUUAUUUAACUUUUUAUAUUACCUUUGACUCUCACUUGACAUUUUUGGCAUUUUCGGGAUUAAAAAUCAUAUAAUCGAAGAGAUGCAAUAAAAAUAUUGAGAAACAUUUUUGGUAUCUCUGUGUGGAAUAUAUAUGUACUUUAUAAAAUACGAAGUGGACAUUCGGAGUAAAGAUGCGUUUCGGCUGCAUUAUCAGCAUCACAGAAGCUAGAAGAUUCUUUAAUAAAUACGUAAGUUUAUUUUUAUGUACAUAAAAAGUAAUAAAUAUAAGCGUUUAAAGCAUGAAAAAUAUACUAUACUAUUCUCGAGUCAAAGUAUUUACAUGAAAAAUAGAUACGCGUUAAUAAACACGCAAUUAAAUGCCCGGUGAUUUCGUCUUUAAUAGGUACUAAAAGCCGGCAAGAACGGUUCGACAUGAAUUUAAUGCAGAUGUCAAAGCCGUUACAACUAGCGGCGUUAAUAUCAUUAAUCUUCGUCAAUGCUCGAUUAAGUGUCGCCGAGACGAGCGGGGAGUAUCUUCAGAAGGUGAUGAUUGAACUUCAGGAAUUAAAUGUACCAUCUAGCGCGGCGACGCGCGACCGGCUAUCGAUGAAUCUAAAUUAUCAGCUCGCCAACUAUCAGAAUGAUCACAGCCAGGACAACACUUAUCGCAAGCUCGGCGGCUUUUUUAAUAGUGGUCAAAACACGGAACAUCAAGAUGCACAGAAGCAAAUUGCAAGCGUACCCGUCGCGGACAAGACUCACCCCCUCGCAAACGCAGUGCAAUAUUAUGCAAUAGGCAACCCUGCUACUACGGUCAGUUAUCCGAAGGUGAAACAACCGGAGCCGCUGUCGGUCACGCGUACGGAAUUGGCUGCGCUGUACAAGAAGGCCUUGGAAAAAGGGUCAACGAUCAGCCUCGCAUCGUUAACGCAAGCAUUGAAUGCCGCGGGCGAUGCGCCGUCCCAGGUCGGUCACCUGCAAUCACCGGUUAAACACCCGAUGUACAACUAUUACUUCUUCCCGCUAAAGAGCUUCGCGUCCGAGUUACAGAGGGAUCAUCACCAGACUGCACUCGUACCGGUCUUUGCGGCCACAGAGACGUCGCAAAGCACUCAGAAGCAAAUGAUGAAUCCGCUCUUCGUGGCGAUCGGCACGUUUAUCAGCAUGGCGCUUCUUUUUAUGAUGGGAGUGUUGUUUCUACCAAAAUUGCCGCACUUCGAUCUUUUCAACGCGCGAGUAGCCGAUAACGAUGACUUCCUACGUCUGACAACCCUCGUGACGAAUGCCAUAGAUCGACACAGCCGUUGGAGAAAUUUUAAGGGCAGCUAGCUCGAGUUAUACAAUCAAAAUUAUCGCGUCUUACGUUAGGGAGAAACUGAAAGUAUCUAUGAAUUCGCGCAUACGUUAAAUUCUGCGAUAACAAAAUUUCUCGGCCACUCGAAGAGAAGGAAAAAAAUUGUGCGUUUAAAAAAAUUGCAAAUAAUAUUUAACGCGUACAUUAACGUGAAAUAAGAAACGUCGAAAAAAGGAGAAACUGUAAUAUUUUAUCAGAAAUUUAUGCAUAUAAAAAUGUAAACUAAGAUUAAAAAUAUGUACCUAUCGUAUUUAAUCGAUAAGGAUUAAUAUAAGAUUGGCAUUAA
This is a messenger RNA of Ooceraea biroi (clonal raider ant), 3882 nucleotides long. RefSeq lists its product as uncharacterized. The record is from RefSeq and is a predicted model, not a curated record. NCBI's taxonomy places the organism in Eukaryota, Metazoa, Arthropoda, Insecta, Hymenoptera, Formicidae.